AUGGAGUCGCGGAGGACAGUGAGAUCUCUCCUGGCGAGCUUCGUGCUCGCCGCGUUGGCCGCGCAGGCGUUCGUGGCCGUGGUCGAGUCCCGUGGAGAAGCCGAGCCAGGCGAGGACGUUAAGAAGCCGGACUGCGUGCCGGGGAUGGACCCGCGCUCGUUCCCGGGUACCGGCGGCGGCCACGGCAUCACGCCCGUGACGCCGUCGCACGGAGGCUCCGGCUCCCCCGGGACGACGCCGUCCCACGGCGGCGGCGGGUACGUGCCGACGCCGUCGCACGGCGGGACGCUGCCUUCCCCGUCCCACGGCGGCUCCGGCUCCUCUCCGACGUCGCCCUCCACCGGCGGCGGCUACGGUGGGUCUCCGUCCACUCCCGGCGGCGGCGCGUACGGUGGGUCUCCGCUCCGUCCACCCCCAGCGGUGGUGCCUACGGAGGCAAUAUCUUCUACCUCUGCUCAGCUAGCUGGUGCUGAUCGACACAAUGGAUUCCUAGUUGCAGUGAUAGCAUCUUGCUAUUCUCAGACCAUAAUGGAAAAAGAUGCUUAUGUCUUUUUUGCUCAGUUAGAUUAG
Miscanthus lutarioriparius is the source of this 570-nucleotide messenger RNA. The record is from the annotation of a GenBank genome assembly. Lineage: Eukaryota; Viridiplantae; Streptophyta; Magnoliopsida; Poales; Poaceae.